UUAAAAGAAUCCUUUUCGGAGUAAGCAUUGGAGAGGAGUUGGACCCAUCAAAAUUUUCGGACAAAAAUUGGUGAUGGUCAUAGGGAGCUACACGCAAUCUCAUGUUCUCAUUACCCCCACACCACCGGACCACCCAUCAUUGGAUUCCUGACUUCCUUUUUCAUCUACCUUUCCUUCCCGUCCCGAUUGCCCGCUCCACUCACUCUCUCUGUCUCUCUCCUUUUUCCGUUUCCAUUUCCUUUGUCUCUCUCUCUUUUUACACCGAUGUGUUUUUACGUUAUGAGUCUAUACAGCACUUCCUUUGUUGUCUGAAAAACUCCAAAACGAAGGCCAGAAGGUCCUGCGCUUAAUUCCCCCUCCAAAAUCAGGUUUUCACCGUUAUCUUCUCUCCUGGGUUUUCGGUUAUUUUCUGGGCGAAUCAAAAAUUCUGAAAGGAAAUUAUAUUCUGGGUUUCUUUCAGAACGGAAAUUAUUAAAGAUAAUUUAUGGGUUAGACCUUUGGAACUUAAAUUCACACAAAGAAAACCAGAGCGCGGAAGAAAACGAACAAAAAAUUUUGUGGGUAGAAACGAAAUAGGAGUUUUAAACAUUCCUGAUUUUAUCUGUAUAACACCAUAAAACACGUAUAGGUAAACAGGUUCAAUCCAACUUUGCGAUUGAGGAUUAAGGUUUUUUAGUGUGGUUUUGUUUUGGGUGAUUAAAAGAAAGGCGAAUUCUGAUCUCUAUGCAAACCUCAGUCGUUCUCUGUUUGGUCUGGCAAUACAACUUUGUCAAUUAGGCACAGGGUUUUGUGAAAUUGGGUUUCUUUUUUUUUUGCCCUCUUAGAAUAAAGGAAAAAGAAAAUUUGGUUUCUUUUGUUAGCAUAUAAAGAGGUGAAUUGACAUGGGUAAUACCGGAAGUAGUAAUGUUAACGGUCGGCGGAGGCACGGUAGCCGGCGGAGGCACCCUCCUCCUCUGCUGCCACAACAGCCUCAGCCCGAAAUGUCGGCUAACCAUUAUGUGUUCGCAGCUGCAACCCCUUAUCCUGCACAAUUCCCAAACCAAAACCCUAACCCCAACCCUAACCCUCAUCCUUACUACCCUUACCCCGGUUACUACCCACCUCCACCACCGCCCAUGGCAGGGCCGCUUCCUGCCCCGUAUGAUCAGCACCACGGUCCACCCCACAUGUACCCUUGUGGGCCUGUACUACCUUCCCCUCCACCAUAUGUUGAGCAUCAAAAGGCGGUGACCAUCCGGAAUGAUGUUAACCUUAAGAAGGAAAGCUUGCGUAUGGAGCAAGACGAGGAGAACCCUGGGCAGUUCCUCGUUGCUUUCACAUUUGAUGCCACCGUUGCCGGAAGCAUCACAGUUCUUUUCUUUGCAAAAGAGGCUGAAGAUUGUAUCCUGACUCCGACGAAGGAAAACUUGCUUGCACCAGUGACGGUGCAUUUCGAAGAAGGCUUGGGCCAGAAGUUCAGACAACCUUCUGGAACUGGAAUAGACUUCUCAACGUUUGAGGAGACUGACUUACUGGAAGUGGUGGACAUGGAAGUGCAUCCUCUAGCAGUUAAAGCGGAAACAUCCCCAGUUAGCCCAAGUGGAUCUGAAGGAGGACAUGUGGAGUCUGGGACCCCGAAUUCUCAAAUAACAAAGGCAGUGUUUGAGAAGGAGAGAGGUGAAUACAAGGUGAGGGUGGUGAAGCAGAUCGUAUGGGUGAAUCAAAUCCGGUAUGAGCUGCAGGAGAUUUAUGGGAUUGGGGAUUCAGCCGAUGGUGACUUUGACGGGAAUGAUCCAGGCAAAGAAUGUGUUAUCUGCCUGUCUGAACCUCGGGACACAACUGUCCUUCCCUGCCGACACAUGUGUAUGUGCAGCGGCUGUGCAAAGGUUUUGAGGCUCCAAACAAACCGGUGCCCAAUUUGCAGACAACCAGUUGAUAAGCUUUUGGAGAUCAAGGUCAAUAAUGGGCCUGAAGAGUGUAGCGUUGCUAGCAUAUAAAUAUUUUGUUGCUGCUACCGUGUGAUUAAAGAUCACCUCUCCCUCUGAAGUCUUAUCAUUCCUCCAACUUUCAGAGUUGACAAUACCCGGAGCAGAUCAUUGUCGGUAUGCAGUUUGGCUUUGUAUUAAUGGUACAUCUUUUUGGAAGUUCAAGCCAGGAAACAUGGCAAGCCAAUUGAUUCUGUAUGCUUGUCAUAGUUCUUGUAACGUUAUUACUGUUUGUCAUGGUAUACAUAAUAGUAUGUUUGGUUUGUAUUUAUAUUUGAUUUAGGUUCGGUUUGUUUUUAACAUGAAUAUUUUUGGCUGGAAAAUAUUUUGUUAUGCAAAUUGAUUUUUCUAAAACAAAA
Messenger RNA from Rhododendron vialii, 2323 nucleotides. Its product is annotated as probable E3 ubiquitin-protein ligase LOG2. The transcript has 3 exons. The record is from RefSeq and is a predicted model, not a curated record. The coding region runs from base 882 to 1976 and encodes 364 amino acids. Gene Ontology annotation, biological process: protein ubiquitination. Gene Ontology annotation, molecular function: ubiquitin protein ligase activity. Lineage: Eukaryota; Viridiplantae; Streptophyta; Magnoliopsida; Ericales; Ericaceae.